AGGCAGCAGGAGAGGAUGGGUCGACGGUGUUGGGCGCUGCUGGGCGUGCUUUGGGGGUCCUGGUUGUGGGUGGGGCUGGUGGCCCAACGGAGCACCCCCUCCCCUCCAAGGCAGACCACGCCCGGAGGGGCCACCCCCGCCCCCAAGCUGCAGUUCCGCCUGGCCGGCUAUCCCCGCAAGCACAAUGAGGGCCGGAUUGAGGUCUUCUACCGCCAGGAGUGGGGCACCAUCUGUGACGACGACUUCUCUUUGGCCAAUGCCGAAGUCCUGUGCCGCCACCUGGGCUUCAUGGGGGCCACCGGAUGGGCCCACAGCGCCAAAUACGGCAAAGGAGUCGGGCGCAUCUGGUUGGACAACCUCAACUGCGGAGGAAGCGAGAAGAGCGUUGCGGAUUGCCCUUCGCGCGGCUGGGGAAACAGUGACUGCUCGCAUGAGGAAGACGCCGGCGUGAUCUGCAAGGAUGAGCGCAUCACCGGCUUCGUGGACUCCAACGUCAUUGAGACGGAACAGAACCAGCUGGAGGAGGUGCGCCUGCGCCCAGUGGUGUCGCACGCCAAGCGCCCGCUCCCAGUGGCCGAAGGCAUCGUGGAGGUGCGCCACCGCAACGCCUGGGCCCAGAUCUGUGACGAGAACUGGGGCAGCCGGAACAGCCGUGUGGUCUGCGGCAUGCUGGGCUUCCCGGCGGAGAAGAAGGUCAACCGCAACUUCUACAAAAGGGUCUCCAAGCCCCAGCCCAGAGACAGGCGCAGGGAGGCGUGGAGGGGCACCAAGAGGCUGUCUCUGGAGCGCCAGCAGAACCAGCUGAACUUCCGCCUGCACUCGGUCACAUGCACCGGGAACGAGGUCCACCUCUCCCUUUGCUCCUUCGAGUUCUACAAGGGCAACAGCACCGGAGCGUGCAAGGGGGGGAUGCCCGCCAUAGUCAGCUGUGUGCCAGGGCCCCUCUUUGCCGCCGGCAGCAAUCCGCAGGCCAAGAAGAAGAGGAGGCAGCAGCAGCAGAAGGAUGGGCAGCAACGUGUCCGCCUGAAAGCGGGUGCCAAGCCCGGCGAGGGGCGUGUUGAGGUGCUGAAGAACGGCGAGUGGGGCACCGUCUGCGAUGAUCGCUGGAACCUAAUCUCAGCCAGUGUGGUUUGCCGAGAGCUGGGCUUUGGUAGCGCCAAGGAGGCCCUGACGGGGGCACGCAUGGGCCAAGGAUUCGGCCAGAUCCACAUGAACGAGGUCCAGUGCCUGGGCUCCGAGAAGUCCCUGUGGAGCUGCCCUCACAAGAACAUCACCCAGGAGGGCUGCAAACAUUCGGAGGACGCCGCCGUCCGCUGCAACAUCCCAUACAUGGGCUACGAAACCACGAUCCGGCUGAGUGGGGGGCGCAGCCGCUUCGAGGGGCGGGUCGAGGUGGCACUAGGGCACGGUGGCCUCGGCACCCGCCGCUGGGGCUUGAUCUGCGGAGACAACUGGGGCACGCUGGAGGCCAUGGUGGCCUGCCGCCAGCUGGGUCUGGGCUAUGCCAACCAUGGCUUGCAAGAAACAUGGUACUGGGAUGCCAGCAACGUGACCCAAAUGGUGCUGAGCGGCGUGAAGUGUGCCGGACAUGAGAUGGCCUUGAGUCAGUGCCAGCACCACACCACCGUCACCUGCCGGAAGACGGGCACCCGCUUUGCUGCCGGCGUCAUCUGCUCUGAGACUGCGUCAGACCUCCUUCUGCAUGCCCCUCUGGUACAAGAGACCGCCUACAUUGAGGACCGUCCUCUGCACAUGCUCUACUGCGCCGCAGAAGAGAACUGCCUGUCUAGCACCGCCCGCAAUGCCACCUGGCCCUAUGGAUACCGGCGGCUCCUGCGCUUCUCCUCCCAGAUCCACAACAACGGCCGCGCCGACUUCCGCCCAAAGGCUGGGCGGCACUCUUGGGUCUGGCACGAAUGCCACGGGCACUACCAUAGCAUGGACAUCUUCACCCACUACGACCUCCUGACACCCAACGGCACCAAGGUGGCUGAAGGACACAAGGCCAGCUUCUGCUUGGAGGACACAGAGUGCGAAGAAGAUGUGGCCAAGCGUUACGAGUGCGCCAAUUUUGGGGAACAGGGCAUCACCGUGGGUUGCUGGGACCUCUAUCGGCACGACAUUGACUGCCAGUGGAUCGACAUCACGGACGUCAAGGCUGGGAAUUACAUCCUGCAGGUGGUGAUCAACCCUCGCUAUGAAGUGGCGGAGAGCGACUUCACCAACAACGCCAUGAAAUGCAACUGCAAGUACGACGGGCACCGCAUCUGGAUCCACAACUGCCAUAUAGGCGACGCUCUCAGCGAGGAGGCCAACCGGCGCUUCGAACAGUACCCAGGACAGCUCAACAACCAGAUCGCGUAGCAGCAGGGAAGACCACCCGCCGGCCCCCUCAUGCCACUAGAACUGCCCGCGUCAGCUGUGCCACCCGGAGAGAAGAGAAGCCCGCUGAGACAUCACCCCCAGGAUCCAGGGCUGAGAGGGAGAGCAGCUUGGGGGGCACAGCUGGGGCCACCUCAAAGCCAGCCCCACCAUCUCUGAAAGGAGAGAGGAGUUGCCACUGACCCUCUUCCCCAAACAGCACAACCUCUUGCGGCGUGUCUGGGACCGGACUGUCACCACCCCGACAUGGCCCCCAACACACGCCUUUUCAUUGCCAUGGGUACAUUCAGAAUGUUGAGGGGGUCUCGGGUAGGGGUCCCCUUGGUGCUGCAGGUGGCAGGCACGGCGGCCACCCGGGAGGUCCUCUGCCUGCCCCCCCCCCCCCCCACAUUCCUGGUGCUUCGGUCUCUGUCCGCCUGGGCAUUGGCCCACUCUGUCUCUUAUAUAAAGGUAACUCUCUUGGCCCAA
Messenger RNA from Anolis sagrei ordinatus, 2850 nucleotides. NCBI's taxonomy places the organism in Eukaryota, Metazoa, Chordata, Lepidosauria, Squamata, Anolidae. The record is from RefSeq and is a predicted model, not a curated record.